Molecule: messenger RNA, 1472 nt
Organism: Physcomitrium patens
Lineage: Eukaryota; Viridiplantae; Streptophyta; Bryopsida; Funariales; Funariaceae
Biological process (GO): translation
Cellular component (GO): ribosome
Molecular function (GO): structural constituent of ribosome
Source: RefSeq, a predicted model, not a curated record
UAUGGGAGCAGAGGCAGCGGGUGUGAAGGGAGGCUUGCCCGGGUUGCGAAUGAACGCGAACGGGAAGGCACAAGCAGUGUAGUGCAGUGCAGUGAAUGAGUGAGUGAGUGAGUGAGAGAGUUGCAACUCAGGAAUUUGGAGUGCACUUAGCGAUGGCGUCUUCCCCCGCUGCUGCAGCUGCGACGCUGCCUCUCACAUCGCCGUCCUCUUCGUUUUCCUCCUCACUUUCAUCUAAUCCUACUCAUGUCUCGUUUCGCGGGCUGAAGUCGGUGGCCCCUUUGGUGAAGCGGGCGGAUGUGCAGAAACCAUUGCAACGUCACGGCUUGAGUGGGAAGAAGCGUGGCCCGGUCUUGGCCAUGGCUGUGACGCUCCCCGUGUUGACGCUUGAGGGAGGUGCAGCUGGGGAGGUAGAGAUGGACUUGAGAACAGCCCGUCCAGAGACGGCGAAAUCUGUUGUGCACAGGGGAUUGAUAUGCGAAAUGCAGAACCGGAGGAGAGGUACGGCGUCCACAUUGACGAGGAGCGAAGUGCGGGGCGGAGGCCGGAAGCCUUACAAGCAGAAAGGUACCGGGAGGGCUCGCCAGGGGUCCAUUCGGACGCCUCUCCGUCCCGGUGGAGGUGUGGUGUUCGGCCCUAAGCCCAAGGACUGGUCCAUCAAAAUCAAUAAGAAGGAGAAGCAGUUGGCCAUUAGCACUGCCCUCCAGUCUGCUAGCGCGAACACCGUCGUUGUGGAGGAUUUUGAGGAGAAAUUUACCGCGCCCAAGACGAAGGAGUUUAUUGCUGCGCUGAUGCGAUGGGGCGUCAAACCGGGGGAGAAUUCGUUGUUGUUCUCCAUGAAUCCCUCGGAUUCUCUCGUUCUGUCCAGUAGAAAUGUAAGUACCUGCAAGCUCAUGACACCUCGUAGUUUGAACCUCUAUGACGUCUUGAGGGCGGACAAAUUGAUACUCACCAAGUCGGCAGUAGAGUACUUGGAGCAACAGUAUGGUGCAUCGGAGUCAUUUGAGAUCGUUACAUCGUAUGAAAUCGUGGAAGGAGAUGCCGGUAGACAGGACGAGGGUGCCAGUGAAGAGGCCGUAUAGAUUGAGAUCGCUUCGUUUGAGAUUAAAGGGUAAAAGCGCUCACUAACUCACAUUAGCCAUUAUUGCUUGUUUCAUGGAAUUAGGGAUUGCUGUUAUCGUUGCGGGUCUUUGUGAACUAAGUUCAUUUCAGAGAUGUGAACGUGGCUAUUUUUACUCUCAGGGCACUUCAGAGAAAGCAUAGUCCUAGUUUGGUAGCUUGGUUUUAGUCUUCGUUUGAUUUUUGGAAUUCUUGGUAAUGUAACUGGUCAUUGGUGUCAUCAGAGACUUUCAAAUUUCAGUUCCUUCUUCUUAUCCACGACUUUUCUCCAGCCCUGCCCACGGAUAGAAUAACUAGGUUAGUAUUAGUUAAAAGUGUUACCGUUUUCUUUUAAUAUCAAGCCAUUGUCCAUCAAA